AUGGAUGGCGACGUGUCGGCGGAUGGGAGCGCGGAGUUCGACUUUCGUUUCCACGAUGCAUGCGGGGGGCGGUGCCAACCUGUGACAUUGAAGAUCUUCCUUAAUUCGGCCCUGAUGCAUGCCUCUCCUUUCGACUGCGCAAUGCAGAACUCCACUUUCAGCAUUUCUUCGAUCCCGGCAGGACGAAAUGAUGUGUCGGUAGUGCUGGAAGACCCCGAUCUCUAUGUCUGUUUGAUCGACAGUGUGAAGUUCAAAAGACCGGCGAUUGAUAGCUCUGAUCCUGCAGGCUCUCAAUUCCGAGAUGAUCAGUUUUCUGCAAUGGAGAUGGAGAAUGUCGAGGCUAUGGAGGAAGCAUUGAGAGGGAGAACUACGCUCAAUGACACCUCGUGUCGCGAGAAGAUUGAUCCUUCCAAGCUCACCUUUGACACGUCGCUCAGCCCGACUGCGUUUGCAGGGUUGGUCACUACACUCCACCUUCAGAUCAAAGACAAAGACGGCAGGGCGAUCAGAAACUGCGUGAGGCCCGGGUUUGACGUGUACUUUGACGGAUCUGUCAUCUCCAGUGCCGUUUCUUUCGUGCAAUCCGAAGGAUUGCUGCGGAUCUGCUUCAUCUCGUUGGAUCCCCAGGUAGGCGUUGCGGUAGACCUGUUCGGCAAACCGCUGCGAGGAAGCCCUUUCGUCUUCAACCUCUCUCACGUUUCUCUUGCGACGUCGGGCUGUGCUCGCCCGGGAGUCUCUAAACUGACAUCGCCCUGCCUUUAUGCUCCCGAAAGUGAGAACUUCAUCACGCACGAUGGCCUCGACAAGCGGCUGCGGCUGCCCGAGGAGGAGGAGCUGGACGAAACUGUCGUCUGGUCCGGAGGGGCAAGUGACUCCCGCGUCUCAUCGGCUCGACGAAGUUUCACAGCCGUCGAGAGCGUCACCGUGAAUGUGUUCCGCGUCAGCAACGCGUGUGUCGUAAACCGUUCUCUUGUCUUCUUUGAAGAAUCUGGAGAAACUCGACGUACACGUUCUCCUCAGAGCAAGAACUUCUUCGUGGGCUCUCAUUUCUGGGGCCAGUGGGAGAUGGAUGUCGUGCGAUUUCCUGUCGAUUUUGUUGAAGAGAGCUACGAAUCUUACGUUGAAAGAGUUGGAGUCAAUCAAGACCCUGAAUCUUACGAAGACUUGGCGACCGAUGGAGUUCAAGGAAGCGGAACGAGGACGGGCGCCGUCUACCUGAUUCCGGAAGGGCCAACGACUCACUUUGGCCACAUGCUUAUGGACGUCAUAGUCCCCUUGUACGUCAUGACCACCACUGUCGGCGACCAGCGAGGGAGGAAGCGGGUGGUCCUAUGGCCAUGGCCGGGGUUCCACUGCCCGCUCAAGGGCGGGCGGGUACACAGCAAGCGGUUCUGGGAUCUGCUGUCUGCGGUGACAUCGGAGCCACAGGAGGAUGUGAAGUUCUUGGCGUCCUUGGAGAAGGACGGCCACUGCUACCGGGAGAUCGUCCUGGGCCAACCGUUGGAUUUCCGGGUCGGAUACUGGCAGGGCUUCGUGCAGCGAACGAUCCCCUUCAUGGAGGACUUUGUGGAAGCGAUCACAAGCAUGAAGAGAACCCUGAUGGUGAAACUUCAUGCCGUCGGCGCCAGCGCAGCCGCAGUCAAGGCCAGCGACCAGCACACGGCGAUCAUUGUGAGCAGACACGAGAGGCGCAUCCUGAACCAGGCUGACCUGACCUCCCUGGCCAUGGGGAUGGGGCUCAAGGUUCAGGUCUGCAACUGGCAGGAUAUGCCCAUCAUCAGGCAGGUGGAGGUGAUGGCGGGGGCUGACCUGCUCGUCGGGGUCCACGGGGUCGGGAUGUGGAACAUGGUCUUUGCCAGGAAGGCGCUGCCCAUCAUUGACAUCCUCAUGUACUGCCAUGCCAACGCCUCCGACCACUGGGAGCUGUCACAGCUAUUCAAGUUGCGGCACUAUGUAUGGAGGAACCCGGACCCUGACCUUGCCUCCUGCGACCUCACCCGGGAGCCCAACUGUGGAGUUCCGGCAUGCGGCUACAACCCUGCAAGCGAUGCCUUCGCCUUCGGCGGAGGAACGCCCAACGUCCAACUGCAGGACACCCGAGUCGACCUGCGGGCCAUGGAGCGGCUCCUGCUCCAUGCUCGCUCCUACCUGGAUUGGCUGCGGCUCCCAGAGGCAGAGGGGGCAGGGACCCUUGCGACCUCCUGCUCGCUGGAGCCGCCUUUGGGAGAGGAGCAGGAGGUUGUCUGUGCUCAUGAAAUCAGCCUCGGGGACGAGGUGUACGAUAUGUAG
Guillardia theta CCMP2712 is the source of this 2289-nucleotide messenger RNA. RefSeq lists its product as hypothetical. Gene Ontology annotation, molecular function: glycosyltransferase activity. The record is from RefSeq and is a predicted model, not a curated record. Bases 1 to 2289 code for a protein of 762 amino acids. NCBI's taxonomy places the organism in Eukaryota, Cryptophyceae, Pyrenomonadales, Geminigeraceae. The transcript is spliced from 4 exons.